Musa acuminata AAA Group (dessert banana) is the source of this 977-nucleotide messenger RNA. RefSeq names its product nuclear transcription factor Y subunit C-4-like. The record is from RefSeq and is a predicted model, not a curated record. The transcript has 5 exons. Bases 255 to 908 code for a protein of 217 amino acids. NCBI's taxonomy places the organism in Eukaryota, Viridiplantae, Streptophyta, Magnoliopsida, Zingiberales, Musaceae. Gene Ontology annotation, biological process: regulation of transcription by RNA polymerase II. Gene Ontology annotation, cellular component: nucleus. Gene Ontology annotation, molecular function: RNA polymerase II cis-regulatory region sequence-specific DNA binding; DNA-binding transcription factor activity, RNA polymerase II-specific; protein heterodimerization activity.
GAAGAGCAUGGCAAGUUUCAGACCCUGACCUUGUCAUCAUCUCCAACCACCCUGUUUUCCUCUGCCACCCUUCUGCUCUGCUUUCAUCUGACCCUCCACCGUUUUCUCUCUCUUCCUCUUUCUCCUUCUCCUCCCCUAUUUAUGGGGUCUCAUGCUGCCGAAGUAGCACAUCCAAGCAAACCCAUCGUGUGCUGCCUUUGGAGUUCCGCCACCCUUUUGCCUCUUCCUUUCAUUUGUCGAUUGGUGUGGAACAGAUGGCCCAUCACAGAGAGUUCAUCCACCCUACACCGCAGUCGGAGCAAUUCCCGGCAACAUCAGCUGCUGAUCCUCCCACCUAUGACUUCCUUCAACUGCCUCAAAAUCCACUGGCCCAAUUCCAUGACAUGCAUGAGGUGGUUGGACAUACACAGCCAUUGCAUCCUUCUAAUUUCAUGGAGCUCCAAAAGUGGCAUUUACAGCAAUUUUGGCAGCAACAAAUGCUUGAAUUGGGAAACCUUGCAGAUUACAAGCAGCAUCAACUGCCACUUGCAAGGAUCAAACGUAUAAUGAAAUUGGAUGGGGCGGCAAAGAUGGUUAGCUCGGACACGCCGAUCAUAUUUGCAAAAGCAUGCGAGCUCUUCAUCUUGGAGCUCACGGUACGCUCAUGGCUCCAUGCCGAGCAGUGCAAGAGGCUCACCAUCCGAAGAACCGAUGUAGCAGGGGCCAUCUGCCAUGCAGACAUGCUUAAUUUCUUGGUCGACAUGCUUCGCCCAGAUGAGUUCCAGGUCUUCAUCAGGCAACCACAAAUGCUGCAGCAGCAUAUGAUGCACCGGCAACAAUCUUACCCUAACCACAUCUUAAGUGAGCCACCUCCACCAUUGGUAAGCUGUAAGAACUUGCAUUCUCCAAUGAUAUAUAAUAAAUACUGAAUGAAUAAUAAAGCAACUUAUAUAUAAGAUCUUCAUUCUGAUUUCAAAGCAGGGCCUUAAUCUCCUAAA